Colletotrichum higginsianum IMI 349063 is the source of this 2226-nucleotide messenger RNA. RefSeq names its product C2H2 finger domain-containing protein. The coding region runs from base 1 to 2226 and encodes 741 amino acids. Lineage: Eukaryota; Fungi; Ascomycota; Sordariomycetes; Glomerellales; Glomerellaceae. Gene Ontology annotation, biological process: DNA recombination; DNA integration. The record is from RefSeq and is a predicted model, not a curated record. Gene Ontology annotation, molecular function: DNA binding. The transcript is spliced from 5 exons.
AUGCCACCCCGCCAGCGUUGUCAUGUCGACGCCUCCAACUCGGACGAUUCCUUAUCGCCUAGCGAUGACGACAUCAGUGAUGGCACCUCCAAUGCCAACGAGGACGUCUUUGAUGUAAACGAAGAUGAAGAUGGCCCGAGCACCGACGCGACGGACAUCGAAGACCUCGACAAGGAAGCCGAACUUGACGUCGAAGACCAGAUCAUGUUGUUUGGUGGGAAUCUCCACCCGCCCGACUACUGGCGGAGGGCGGUGGAGGAAAUGAACGAAAGCGAAUUCGAGGGUCAAGAUUACAGUCCUUCGACAAUGGCAUUACUAGAUAAUGUUGAGGAGCAGUGGCGCUUAUAUUGCGAAGUCCUCAACCGCGACCCUCGACAUUGCUACGAGACGCUCUCGAUCAAACUCCUCUAUAACUUUUUCGAUUGGUACCUCAGCCAGAAAGUUGGCAAAGACGGGAGGAAGAGGAACGGCAUCAAGAAAAAAAGCUCAUUAGGGACAUACUGGAAGAUCUUCAGACUUGUGUUUGAGAGGGCUAUGGGUGAGAGAAUAGCCUCUAAGCUGGGUCGCAGCAUGCGCAAGGUUAUUGGAAGGCUGGCCGAGAAGCACGGCCUAAACGACCAGGCGCGGGCCAACCGUAUUAUGACAAUCGACCAACUGAAGCAGCACAUCGAAGAAACGCUAAGCACAACACGAAAGAUGUUUGAGGUGGGAGAAGUGCGCAUCCUUGCUGUACUCUUUGUCCUGUUGGUUGCUCCUGCUGGCGCCCGUCGCAGAGCUAUCGCGAGGCUUCGUUUCAGGGACAUACGCGUCGUUCUAGCGAGAGAUCCACAAGGAGGACCACAUAAGCUUCUCAUUCGGUUCACUCCGAAGUUCACAAAGGAAUACCUGGGUGCUAAAGCUCAGAAUACCUAUCCAAUACCUGAAACUAUGUUCGAUCCCUCCUUACUGCUCAGCCCACACGUGUUUCUUCUGGGCAUUCUCUUCCGCCACCAGGCAUUUCGUGCAGGCAGCCUUAUCUCACCGGACCAGCUGAAAAAGCUCGACAUUUGCCCCGACGAGCUCGAGUUGCCUUUGCCGCUACGGGAGAAAUUGAAUGACACCUACAUUUUCCGUCGCGCUGUUUUAGGAACCGAAGGUUAUGUACUAUCCACUAACGAACCCAUUUCCGAGGCCAUGAUGGGGGCCUGGUUCAAGAGAAUCGGUGAGCUUAUGGGAUUGGAAUACUCCACCAUACUUUACAGCUUGCGCUAUAAUGCAGCGAACGGAUUUGAUCAAAGCGCCGAUGUCAGCGAGGCGCUCCGAAACCUGGUCUUGGGUCACGCCAGCUCCGAACCGUUUCGACAUCACUAUCUUGGACGUGAAAUUGGCGCCGAUCUUUGGGGCAUCCUCCGCGGCCAAAGGCCGCAACAGGCGCUGAUCAAGCAGUCUGGCAGCAUUGGCCACUCCAUCAGCAGGCGUCGGCCAACCGACCUCACGCAGGAGCAGUCUGCAUCCAUCGCCACUCAUCCUACAAUCCGAAGAUUGAAAGCAGCCCUUCGACGACUACCUCCUCGCUCCAAAGCGUACAGGGAUGCUAGACGAGAAAUAAACAAUGAAAAGCAGAGACUCAGGAGAGAGCUCAAGCAGACUAUCAUCCACGAAUGGACUGACAAUCAGGCCGUUGACGACAUUGAGCGCCAACUACGAGGUGAUAGCUUCACCAAGCCUGCGGUGGCGGACACCUGCCGUCCACAGGGACCGGCACAAAAGCGCUUGCUCGCAGCGCUCACUGCUCCGCUCAUCGCCACACUCGAAGACCAAUACAAACGGAGAGACAACGCCAUCGAUGCAGUAUCCGCGUACUGUCUUGUCCAGGAAGGUUGCACCACGCACCGGCCUCGGUCUCAGUCGAAGGAUUCGCUCCCUAAGACGCCUUCCAGUGGCUCGGAAGUCAGCCCCCUUUCUCUUGCCACACUAUCUGUUUAUGCCAGGAAUAAGACAGAGAGGCCAAGAAGAUGCUUUCUAUGCAUUGGCCAGGCCCAUUGUCUCCUUCCGGACGAUCCUCGGGUGGAUAAUCUCAUCCAAGAGUUCUACUCUUCCAACAGCCUGACUAGGCACUUCAAACGUAAGCACUUGUCCAAGAUGAAAGCCGAUGACAAGAUAGAGUGUAAGGUUUGUAAGAUGCCGCUGGUCCACAGGAUGCACCUUCAACGUCAUGCCUUUGAGGUCCACGGCACUGUUUCCUGA